Molecule: messenger RNA, 3910 nt
Organism: Capra hircus (goat)
Lineage: Eukaryota; Metazoa; Chordata; Mammalia; Artiodactyla; Bovidae
Gene: SERPINA10
Product: serpin family A member 10
Exons: 5
Coding region: 115-1470 (451 amino acids)
Biological process (GO): blood coagulation; negative regulation of endopeptidase activity
Molecular function (GO): serine-type endopeptidase inhibitor activity
Source: RefSeq, a predicted model, not a curated record
CUUCCAGCUACAAGCCCUAACCUUCUGUCUUUGCCCUGAAUGAAAGACCUUCCCAGGCACCAGGUGGCCACUCACUGGAAGGCUUGCUGCUGACUGGGCCUCCACGCUGCCCCGAUGCGGGUGGUGCUGAGCCUCCCGCUGGCCUGCCUCCUGGCCCAGGCGUGGCUGGCGCCUGGUUCCACCCUUGCUUCCCACUCGCCAGAGGCCCAGGAAGGGCUGGAGACUCUGCUGACCCCCAGGGCCCAAAACAAGACCAGCCAGACCAGUGAGAGACCAUGGGCUCCAGAGGAGGAGGAGGGGGAGGAAGACUCCCCCUGGCUGUCAGCCAAGGGGCAGCAGUUCUCCAGGGAGGCCUCCAACUUGGGGUUCAGCCUGCUACGUAAGAUCUCCCUGAAGCAUGAUGGCAACGUGGUUUUCUCCCCGCUCGGCCUGGCCUGGGCCAUGGCUGCGUUGACUCUGGGGGCCAGGGGGCACAGCAGAGCCCAGCUGGAGGGACUCUUCUUGCAGGCCUGGAACCAGACCUGGCCCGCGGUGAACCAGACCCGAACACCGCACCUGCCUGCCCUCUUCAAGAGGCUACGAGAGAGCCUCUCCCAUAACCCAGAGCUGGGCCUGGCCCAGGGGAGUUUCGCCUUCAUCCACAAGGACUUUGACAUCAGAGAGACCUUCCUCAAUCUCUCCAAGAGGUAUUUCGAUAUGGAGUGUGUGACUGUGAAUUUUCGCAACACUUCCCAGGCCAAAAGGCUCAUGAAUCAUUAUGUGAACCAAGAGACGCAGGGGAAACUUCCCAAACUCUUUGAUGAGAUUAAUCCUGACACCAGAUUAAUUCUUGUGGAUUACAUCUUGUUCAAAGGGAAAUGGCUGAUCCCUUUUGACCCUGCUCUUACCGAAAUGGACACUUUCUACCUGGACAAGUACAAGGUGGUCAAGGUGCCCAUGAUGUACAGGUCAGGCAAGUUUGCCUCCACUUUUGAUAAGAAUUUUGGUUGCCGUGUCCUCAAGCUGCCCUACCGAGGAAAUGCCUCCAUGCUGGUGGUCCUCAUGGGGAGGAUAGGCGACCAUCUCACCCUUGAAGACUACUUGACCACAGACCUGGUGGACACGUGGCUCAGGAACAUGAAAACCAGAAAAAUGGAAGUUUUCUUUCCAAAGUUCAAGUUAGACCAGAAGUAUAAGAUGCAUGAGCUGCUUAAACAGAUGGGAGUCCAAAGAAUCUUCUUACCCUGGGCUGACCUAAGGGAUCUCACGGUUACUGAAAGAAAUCUGAAAGUUUCUAAGGUUUUACAAAGAGCUAUGAUUGAGGUGGAUGAAGAAGGUACAGAGGCAACGGCAGGAACCCUAUUAGAAAUCACUGCUUAUUACAUGCCUCCCAUCAUCAGAGUGGACCGGCCAUUUCUCUUCAUCAUCUAUGAAGAAACCUCCAGAACCGUGCUAUUUCUGGGCCGGGUGGUGAAUCCGACUCUCCUGUGAUUUACAACACGCGUGAGUCCUUGGAGCUACAGCGAUGCUGGAUCCGAGGUGUCUGAGUCCACACAGGACAUUGGCACUGGGUGUCCCCCCUUGUUCUCAAGCGCUAAUUUGAGCCAUUCUUAGAUGGAUCUGCAUAUGAAAUUCAAGCUUAUUUUAAGGAGAUGUUUGUAUGAGCUGGCUGGUAUUUUAAGCCUGUUUCUAAGAGCCUAUGUUAUUAACUGAAACCAUCUUGGUACCUGGACUCAGCAGAACUCUAUUUCAAGAUGAAGUCUUUGGGAAAACAAGUACACAUUCUCCACGGGUCAUGUGCUUCACUCCCUUUACUGCUCCCUGGUGCGAAUUAGUGUUUUAUUUUAACCUACUAUAGAAUAAUUUCUUGGUGACUAAAAUUAGAAAAAAAUAGCUGUAGUCAGGCCUGAUCACAGCAUCUGCCACCAUGUGGCUUUGUCUACUCCAUGAAGCCAUUAACUGAGCUACAGAUCUUCCAGUUCAAUCUCCUAAUUUUAUUAUAAAAGCCAAGAAACGGGAAACUGGAGAAAGGGCCACAGUAAGGCUUUCAUGGGGCUUCCCAGGUAGUGCUAGUGGUAAAGAACCCACCUGCCAAUGCAAGAGUUGUUAAGAGACUCGAGUUCGAUCCCUGGGUUGGGAAGAUCCCCUGAAGGAAGGCACGGCAACCCACUCCAGUAUUCUUGCCUGGAGAAUCCCCAGAGGAGCCUGGUGGGCCAUAGUCCAUAUGGCCUCAAAGAGUCAGACACAGCAGAGCAACUGAGCACACACGGAUACAGGCAAGGCUUUCAUGGGCGCCAGGCCCUUUUGCCUUCGUGGAUUCCUUCUUCCAUUUUAUACACACACACACACACACAUAUACAUAUAUGUGUAUAUACAUAUAUACACACACACACAUAUAUGUGUGUAUAAUAAAAUUUUUAUGACUGUAUUUGUAUAAAGGUGAAUAUAUUCUGGGUUAUAUCUGUCUUUAUACUAAUUGCAAAGCAUGGAACUCACUUAUAGAGCAAGAAAUAAGACAUCUUCACGGGUCCCUGAAAGUACUGUGGGCCUGAUGUCCUAUGCCUACAGCAUCUAAUGGAGAAAUCAUACAGGGCAUCUCAGAGGAAGAAAAACCAGUACAUUUAUGGCAGAGUCAGGACCCUGCCACUGACUCCAGGCCCCAAGCCCAUUCCACUCUUUCUUCUUUCUGUCUAAAGCAUCUCAUGGGGUACAGUUCAACAGGCGGCGUGUGUUCAUGUCUGUUACCCAUUGUGAUUAAAUAGAAUGUAAGCAUGGACUUUGUCCCAAGGGUCAAAGAAAGAUAACAAAACAGCUUCUGAGCCUGUCAUCUUCUGUUAUAGAGAUAAGAAAAUAUUUUAGGAGUAAUUUCAGAGACUCAGGAGUAGAGUUAACUAUUUUUGGAAUGUCAGCUAGGUUGACUAACCACCUAAUUGGAUUUUUAUCUGUUUGCUAGCCAAUUUAAAUAUACUUAAAUUUACUGUAUUAGUUAUUCCUCUUAUUACAACUGACAGAUUUAUGUGAACAGUACCUAAUGUGAAUAGAUAAUAACAAUAAGCCACAGUCUAGAGACUGACUCUUCAUCAUUCUAAAACCUGGAUAUUAGUUCAUUCCUGUAUGCCCUUCACAUGCACUAACUGAUACCGGUAAGCCAGGCAACUCUAGAGCCUAGAAAGAAACAAAAAUAGAGGACUAACUUCAGUUGACAUCCUUAAGUGACUUGUUACUAUUCAAUUAAUGAGGUUCAUUUGCAGAAAAAUAGCAGAAAGAGAAAUAAAAAGAGGGCUCAGUCAAAUUAUUCAUGUUUUUAGAAAUGAAAUCUAGAGAAGAAAGCCACAAUACCCUCUGAAAUAAACUGUGUCUAGAGAACACAAUACCCUCUGAAAUAAAUACGGCCAAACCCAGUGAUAAAAAGGUUCAUUAUUAUCAAGGGACUCACAGAACAUAUACUCACACUCUUGCCUUCUCUGCAUAUAUUUGCACAAAACGAUGAUGACAUGGGACAACGAUAUCUAACGCGCUACUCUUCAAGGCAGAAAAUGGCCCCAUUCUCUAUAAAAAAAUUAGUAUUUCCCCACAUAUGCUUAAGAAGCUCCAAGGAUACUAGAUUUUCUAAAUAUGUAUGCAUGGUGAAAAAAUGCAGGUCAAGGAAAAAUGUAACUGAUCUUGCAAAAAAAUCUGUUUCAACCAAAGGGGAAAAUGCUGAAUAUUCUAACAACACUUCACUGUAUUUAAGGGUCAGAUUUUAAAAACUGUUCCUACACAGACACAUACACACCCAUACUCACUUCCUAACACACAUGCCACAACUGAGAUCAGAUUAUUGAAUUAAUUGAAUUCAUUUUAUCUUCAUGGUAUAAACCUAGUCAAGCUGAAGAGACUGUUCUAUUUCAAUUCAAAUUAUAUCACAUAUGCCACUGACUGUAGGUAAAAU